AUGAGUCAGAUUGCUCAACAACUUGCGGGUUCGCAAACACCAGGUGCAUUACUGAGUGUUACAGUUACAAAUCCAAGAGAGCAUAAUAAUGUGAGUGCGGUAACCACAAGGAGUGGCAAGGCAAAAGAAGUCCCUGAAAAAGAUGAUGAACAAGAAGACCAAUUGCUUGAAGUUGAUUUGGAGAUAAAAGAAAAUGAGGUUGUUAACGAAGAGGUGGUGGUGCCUGAACCUGUGGUUAAAGAAAAAGCACUUGAGCAAAUGCCUUCUUAUGCUAAAUUCAUGAAAGAUGUCAUUUCAAAAAGGAGGAGCACUGGCACUGACUCUAUUGUACUAACCGAAACUUGCAGUGCUAUUUUGCAGGGUAUGAAGAUUUUGGUGAAGAAAAAAGAUCGAGGCUCGGUAACUAUCCCUUGCACUAUCGGGGAUAGAUAUUUCAAGAAGGCCCUUAUAGACUUGGGGGCAAGUGUGAGCCUCAUGCCUUUAUACAUCUACAAGAGGUUGGGGAUUGGAAAAGUACAGGAUACCCGAAUGAAACUUCAAUUUACUGACCACUCUAUGAAGAGACCUUAUGGAGUGGUGGAAGAUGUUCUUGUGAAGAUUGAUAAGUUUGUGUUUCCGGUAGACUUUGUGAUCUUAGAAAUGUCGGAAGAUAAAGAGAUACCGCUCAUUCUUGGUAGACCAUUUUUUGGAGAUCGGGAGGUGUUUCAUAGAUAUAGAAGAAGGCACCAUGAAUCUAAAGGUUUAUGA
Molecule: messenger RNA, 747 nt
Organism: Lathyrus oleraceus (garden pea)
Lineage: Eukaryota; Viridiplantae; Streptophyta; Magnoliopsida; Fabales; Fabaceae
Exons: 2
Coding region: 1-747 (248 amino acids)
Biological process (GO): proteolysis
Molecular function (GO): aspartic-type endopeptidase activity
Source: RefSeq, a predicted model, not a curated record